This is a messenger RNA of Staurois parvus, 259 nucleotides long. NCBI's taxonomy places the organism in Eukaryota, Metazoa, Chordata, Amphibia, Anura, Ranidae. The record is from the annotation of a GenBank genome assembly.
GGUCAGUGAAUUCAAGCGUGGUACCAUGAUAGGUUGCCACCUGUGCAAUAAGUCCAUCCAUGAAAUUUCCUUGCUACUAAAUAUUCCAAGGUCAACUGUUAGUGGUAUUCUAACAAAAUGGAAGCAAUUGGGAACAACAGCAACUCAGCCACGAAGAGUGCGCAGAGGUCACCAACUGUCUGCAGAGUCAAUAGCUAAAGACCUCCAAACUUCAUGUGGCCUUCAGAUUAGCACAACAACAGUGUGUAGAGAGCUUCAU